Molecule: messenger RNA, 774 nt
Organism: Parascedosporium putredinis
Lineage: Eukaryota; Fungi; Ascomycota; Sordariomycetes; Microascales; Microascaceae
Source: the annotation of a GenBank genome assembly
AUGGUUCAAGACAAAAUGAACGCCGUCGUGCUCGAGGGUCCAUACCGAAUCACCGUUACCAAGCGCUCGAUACCCGAAAUAUCCAAUCCCAAAGAUGCCAUUGUACGCGUGUUGGCAGCAGGGAUUUGCGGAAGCGAGCUACACCCGUAUAGAGGUGAGCAACAGACGACAUAUGGACAUACUAUGCAUGGUCAUACCAACCGCUGUGAAAAUAGCCUCGCCCUUGGCACGCGGCAGUUUGACGGAGGCCAGGCCGAGUUCGCACUCGUUCCUAAUGCGGAUGGGACCUUGUUGCAUGCCCCCGAGGGGAUGAGCGAUGAGUUGCUCAUCGUGAUGUCGGACAUUUUCCCGACCGGCUAUUACGGCGCCAUCCGCGCCGUGGAGCACAUUCAGCGAGACCCAACGGGCUCAAUGAAGGCAGCAGCCUGCUCCGAAGCACAGAUGUUCAAGACCCAGGAGUUGAAGGACUGCGUCUUUGUAGUAAUUGGCUGCGGCAUCGUCGGGCUGUGCGCGGUCCUUAGCCUGCGACACGCGGGAGUUGGCACCGUUUUCUGCGUCGAUUCAGUCGAUGAUAGGCUUUCUCAAGCGCAGGCGAUGGGAGGAACGCCACUAAAACUCGGCAGAGACGAUAUCCGGGCCGCGAUCUUUGAAGCUACCCAGGGGAGGGGGCAGAUGCAGUCGUGGAGAGCGUUGGCAACACAGCCGCCCUCCGAAGCGCCUUUGAUCUGCUACGGCCGUGUGGGGGUUGGCGAGUGUCGGAUUUCACCAAGCUGA